This is a messenger RNA of Chrysemys picta bellii (western painted turtle), 5180 nucleotides long. RefSeq names its product carboxypeptidase X, M14 family member 2 (gene CPXM2). The record is from RefSeq and is a predicted model, not a curated record. Gene Ontology annotation, molecular function: metallocarboxypeptidase activity; zinc ion binding. Lineage: Eukaryota; Metazoa; Chordata; Testudines; Emydidae. Gene Ontology annotation, biological process: protein processing; peptide metabolic process.
GCUCCUGCCUCCCUCCCUCCUCAACCCUCUCUCUCACUGCACUCCUUGCAACUUUUGCAAACUAGUCUAAUGCAGAAGCAUUUAUCACAGACUGGACUCUUUAUCCCUACACAAGUCCUGGAAUUCACCAGUGACCACAGUUUGCUGUUUUUUCCUAUCUGCUGAAUAAGGAUCUGGGACUCAGAGUGGAGUUUUUGUGCAGCUUUAAAAAAAUGAUUUCUCUUAGCAAGAAAGGCUCCUGUUCGUCUCAGCUCUGUCUUGCUCUCUGUGCCUUUGGGCUAGCACUGCUUGGGGAUUUAUCCCAGGCUUUGCCUGUGGAGGAUCAGGAUUAUUACCUGCAGGAGAUUAUAAACAGGGAUCAUUAUUAUUCCUAUCCAGGUCCCGAUGAGGAAUUUUCCCUUUUCACAGAGCAACCUGGACAGGAAGAAACAGCCCCCGUUGCAGAGGCAGAGGAGCCCCCAAGGUUCAGACCGGGCAAGAAAGAGUUAAAACAGAAGAAAGGCAACAAAAAAGAAAAAUCCAUUCUCGAGAUUCCACCAGCUAAAAAUGGCAACAAGAAAGGUGAGAAAAACAAGAAAGGGAAUGAGAAGAUGCCAGAUGGUGAUUAUGAAAGUCGAAGGGUCUAUGAAGACGUCAGAGAAAGUUGCCCACCGCUUGGUCUAGAGACUUUAAAAAUUACUGAUUUCCAGCUCCAUGCUUCUACAGUAAAGCGAUAUGGCCUUGGGGCCCACAGAGGAAGGCUUAAUAUUCAGGCAGGUGUUAAUGAAAAUGAUUUUUAUGAUGGUGCUUGGUGUGCAGGACGAAAUGACCCAUACCAGUGGAUUGAAGUAGAUGCUCGAAGGCUAACAAAGUUCACUGGCAUUAUCACACAAGGGAGAAACUCUCUUUGGUUGAGUGACUGGGUGACAUCUUAUAAAGUAAUGGUGAGCAAUGACAGUCACGCAUGGAUCACUGUCAAAAAUGGAUCUGGAGAUAUGAUUUUUGAAGGAAACAGCGAGAAAGAGAUCCCGGUACUCAAUGAACUGCCAGUACCAAUUGUUGCACGUUAUAUCCGUAUAAACCCUCGGUCAUGGUACGAAGAAGGGAGCAUCUGUAUGAGAUUGGAAAUCUUAGGCUGCCCCCUGCCAGACCCAAAUAAUUAUUAUCACAGAAGAAAUGAAAUGACAACCACAGAUGAUCUUGAUUUUAAACACCACAACUACAAAGAAAUGAGACAGUUGAUGAAGGUUGUGAAUGAAAUGUGUCCAAAUAUCACGAGAAUUUACAACAUUGGAAAAAGCCACCACGGACUAAAGCUGUAUGCUGUUGAGAUCUCAGACCACCCAGGAGAACACGAAGUUGGUGAACCAGAAUUUCGCUACGUCGCGGGGGCUCAUGGGAACGAGGUGCUUGGACGUGAGCUAAUGCUUUUGUUAAUGCAAUUUAUGUGCCAGGAAUAUCUGGCUGGGAACCCACGCAUUACACGUCUCAUUGAGGACACCAGAAUUCAUCUCCUUCCUUCAAUCAACCCAGAUGGAUAUGAGAUGGCAUAUGAAGUGGGUUCGGAAUUAGGAGGCUGGUCUUUAGGAAGAUGGACUCAGGAUGGCAUUGACAUCAACAAUAAUUUCCCUGAUUUAAAUACCAUGCUUUGGGAAGCUGAAGAUAGGAAGAAGUUUCAGAGAAAAGUCCCAAAUCAUCAUAUUCCAAUUCCAGAAUGGUACCUUUCUGAAAAUGCUACAGUGGCAGUUGAGACUCGAGCAGUGAUAGCAUGGAUGGAAAAAAAUCCAUUUGUACUGGGUGGCAAUUUACAAGGAGGAGAACUGGUUGUUGCAUACCCAUAUGAUAUGGUCAGGUCAACAUGGAAAACUCAGGAGCACACACCUACCCCUGAUGACCAUGUAUUUCGGUGGUUGGCAUAUUCAUAUGCCUCCACUCACCGACUAAUGACAGAUGCCAGAAGGAGAGUGUGCCAUACAGAGGAUUUCCAGAAGGAAGAUGGGACUGUUAAUGGGGCCUCAUGGCAUACAGUUGCUGGAAGUAUAAAUGACUUUAGUUACCUGCACACAAACUGCUUUGAGCUAUCCAUCUAUGUGGGCUGUGACAAAUAUCCUCAUGAGAGCGAGUUACCUGAAGAAUGGGAAAAUAACCGUGAAUCCUUGAUUGUUUUUAUGGAACAGGUUCAUCGGGGCAUCAAAGGCAUGGUAAGGGAUUUAUCUGGAAAGGGAAUUCCAAAUGCCAUUAUUUCAGUAGAGGGUGUUAACCACGACAUUCGCACAGCGAGUGAUGGGGAUUACUGGCGUCUCCUGAACCCAGGAGAAUAUGUGGUCACCGCAAAAGCAGAGGGCUAUACCUCUUCCACCAAGAACUGUGCAGUAGGUUAUGACAUGGGAGCCACUCAGUGUGACUUCACAAUCAGCAAAACCAACCUCACACGAAUCAAAGAAAUCAUGGAGAAAUUUGGAAAGCAGCCCAUUAGUCUGUCAAUCCGACGGCGCAGGCAGAAGGCUAGGCAGAGGCGCCAGCGAAGAUAGACUACUUUCUCCAUUGUAACACAUGGCGUUUACAAGCUCUGCUUAAAUCAAAACCAGUUAUAGUAGUAAAAGAUACAUAGCCAAUAUUAAUACGUUUUUGUCUAUUUGAGGAGUUCUAAUUGGUAUAUUUGUACUGAAGAAUCUCUUGAGUUUCCAGAACCUUUUCUCCUCUGAGGUUUUAGGGCUUCCGUUUUUCCCCCCUGUACACAAUCCAGCUAAAUGGGCAUUGGGUGGGGGACCGAUGCAGGGUGAUGGAAUGGAAUCCUCCCCUCUCUGUUGUGCCAACAUCACAGUGCCACUGUUUUUCAGGUGUUGCUAUGCUGUGGGCACCGGAUUUGCGCCUUACUGACUUUUAAGUAUCAAAACUGCACAGGAAGGUAGGAUGGGUUUUCAAGAAUAAUCCACCUCAACUUGGGUGGGGAGGGAACAAACUAGAGAAAAACAGGACAGCUCCUCAGUUGGUGUAAAUCAACUGCAGCAGCUUCAAAGUUGCUAUGUUGAUUUACACUAGAGGAGGGCUUGGCCCUACAUUUUUAGCCUCCUGUCAAAAUUCUAAGAAGAAACAUACCAUCCCUUGUAUACUUGGUAGCAAGUAUGCAAGUACAAUUCUGCUAAAACCAUGAUUAUUGCUGUUAGAGCUUUGCCUUACUCAAUAUGGUCUUAUGAUUCCUGGAAAAGAUGAUCACCAAAGUAUCAUUCGGAAUUGAAGAAAAUAAACUUCAGAUAGAAAAUCUUUGGUGAAAAUACAUGUCUGCUAUAUUUAAUUUAUUUCUUCUUGUCAACAACUAAUCUUGUACAUGAAGAAAAGGAAGACAAAUGGUUCCAGAAUCAAUAAUAUACACUAAAGGCAAUCAUCAACCCUUGCAUAAUAACUAGUUUUAGUCCAUCCUAUGGAAGGUAUUCCAGACAUACUUGUUUUGUAAAUACCAUUAAACAACAAUGCUGCCACAGCUGGGUCCCAAGGAAAUAGCAGGACUCUCAUUAAAUUCUGUAUUAUUGAGAUGGUUGCAUUAUUUAUUAAGAGCAUGAGUCUCUCUCUCUCUUUUAUAUUACUGAAGUAUCCAGGGUCAAGGCUUCUUAAAUUCCACUCCAAGGUGCAUUUAAAUUGGGUGGUAAAGUCCCUGAAUAUUUCAGUUUUCUGGUGCAAAUCUUGGUGCACUUUCAUUUAACUUUAAAAAAGCAGAGGCUUUCAAUGAAUUGAAUAUGAGGUUAGACUAGCUGAUCAUAAUGGUCCCUUCUGGCCUUACAAUCUAUGAAUAUGUAAAAUGAAUAAUUUAGCCCCCAUGUUAUUUAUUUUGAUGUUAAAUUUUAUUUAUUUCACUCUGUCCUCAUCCUUUUAGUGUUCAAUAUGCCACAAAUUUUUGUAGUGCCAACACCUAAUUGCAUCAGCAAAAUUAGCAAGGAAGACCUGGAGAUUUUGGGGAGGAAUUUGGUCAGCAGUGCAAUAAUUAGUAAUGUUGAUAUUUAAACAGACGUGUGGAUUUCAGAUCCAGCACCCCUAGUUAAAAUAAAUGGGGCAGUUCACAUCACUCCUAUUUAACGUUUCAGGUUAUUGGCAGACUCAAAGCAACAUUGAAUGGGUUUAUACUGGGUUCACCUUUAGAAGGUUAUCUUCAAAACCAUAAAGAUUAGAAAGGUACAUCUUUAAAAGUGAAAGCCUAAUUCUGGAGCACAAUUCUGCUGCAAAGGGUGGAUUCCAUGGCAAAUUCUGAGACCGUGGAAUUUCAGAAUGUAUGUGGCUUUGGGACCGUGGCAUCUAUUGUUUCCACUUUUUCUUCUCCAGUACUUACUCCUGGUAUUGACUUUUGAUGCUGGAUCUUCAACCACAACAUUUAUCUCUUACUGGAGGCUUUCUAUGUUACAAGAUCAGGAGAACAGAAGGGAGUAGUACAGGAGAUGAAGGUGCACUUACUUCUCUCAAAAUAACCUCCUAACAGCCUCAGAGGUGAGGAGGUUUUGUCUGGUCCAGCAAGGGAAAGAAACCCUUGGCCCUUUUAAGGAUUACACCCUCCCACCCCUCUCUUCCCCAUGGAUUUAGGGGAGAGAAGCUAGGUGGCUGAUUGGUUGGACAUAAGGUUGCAGCAUAACCUUAUUGGCUACCAAAGGGUGCACUGGGAAGAAACCUCCCUCUCCCUUCCCCUUGAAAUUAGAACAGGACUGGGUUUUGGGGCCUUGCUGUGGGCAUCAUGCUAGUUACUUUUUAGAGCUUGGUAGGAAUUUUUCCUUCACUGCCAGAUUGGCCUGGGGCCAGCGUGGGGGUUUCUCAACUUCCACUCAGCAGCCCAGGGACACAGUAAAAUUCAUUUUGUCACAAUUUGGUAGGUGCCUAGUUCACAUACUUGUUCAAUAUGGGGUCUGGUUCCCUGGUAAACCAGAACUGGAGGUGGAUUAGGAGAAGACAUCUCCUAAAAAAGCUGGAGAAUGGAGUUGGAACUCUUAAUGUCUGGUACAAUGAGAAGACAACCCCUGUCCCUGUCCCCGCUCCCUUAAUCCUCAGGUGAGGGGAGGCUGAUGGGGUUCCAGCAAGAGUGCUGGGAACAACUUAAGAGUUGGGGGGCUGUUAGCAGGAGAUAGAAAUUAUGGAAGAAGGGAUAACUUGCACUGGAUGGGUUAUUCCUGGAUAAUUCACAGAUGUGUUUCUUAAUAAAGCUGCAGCCUAUUUAAACCAUG